This is a messenger RNA of Sander lucioperca (pikeperch), 6175 nucleotides long. RefSeq names its product neurotrophic tyrosine kinase, receptor, type 2b (gene ntrk2b). Gene Ontology annotation, molecular function: brain-derived neurotrophic factor receptor activity; ATP binding; brain-derived neurotrophic factor binding. The record is from RefSeq and is a predicted model, not a curated record. Gene Ontology annotation, biological process: multicellular organism development; positive regulation of kinase activity; protein phosphorylation. NCBI's taxonomy places the organism in Eukaryota, Metazoa, Chordata, Actinopteri, Perciformes, Percidae. Bases 591 to 2978 code for a protein of 795 amino acids. The transcript has 18 exons. Gene Ontology annotation, cellular component: plasma membrane; signaling receptor complex; axon.
AUAUACAUCUCCAGGGUAUCAUCGCAACCAUCUCCCCUAUAAACCCGAUCCCAGUGAUGGCUGGGGGAGAUGCGCUCGUCCUCGGCGAUAAUCGAUAGACGCAUGCAGGUAGCCUUCCUCCCUACACACGCAGCAUCACCACGCAUCCUUACUCCACUGUGCAGUCUCUCUUAUUUUCCUCCCCAUCACCACACAUGAGAAAUCGUUCGUGGGGGCCCUGCCUAUUGAUCUCUAAACAUCUGGAACACCUCAUAUUUGUUUUACAAGGCAGAGGCGGACAGUCUGUGCCCGAAAUAGAGGAGUGAGACAGCAGCAGCAGCACCAGGACGGACCACUUGACACCUUGCUUCACGACAUCGAUAUGCAGUAGUGUGAUACCAGCUCUGCGGAGACGGGAAGGCCAGUCCAUGGCAUCUUGAUAUGAAAACCGUGGGCUCUGCGCAUUCCUCACCGACGGCGUAGUCUAUUUUUCUGCGGAGUCGAAAGGAUUAACUUGGCCAGAUAAAAGCGGCGAGGGGGUGAAAUCUUAACAAUAAUUCAAUUUGGCCAGAUUUUGUUUGGGGGAUUUGUGGGAUAUCAUUGGACCUGCGAUGGACUCCAGCGCGGGGGAAUAUGGCAUGGCUCGUCUUGGAUUGUUUUUGGUUUUGAUGGGGCUGUGGAGAUUUAGCGAUGCUUGCCCCGCAUCCUGCACUUGCAGCAUCUCAAGGAUUGUUUGUAUUGAUUCUGUACCAGGGAUCCAGGAUUUCCCUGUCCUCACGUUAGAUGACAUGGAAAACAUCACCGAGAUAUACAUUGCUAAUCAAAACAGACUGUUUGACAUAGAUGACAACAGUCUGAGGCACUACAUAAACCUCAGAAACCUAACAGUGACGAAUACAAGAUUGACGUCUAUAUCAUCAGAUGCGUUUUACAACAAUACAAGACUUCAAUAUGUAAAUCUCACAGACAAUAACCUAUCAACACUGUCAUGGAGAACAUUUCAGAACUUUAACAAAACAUACUCGCUCCUGCUGUCCGGUAACCCUCUGGAUUGUGUUUGUGAGAACUUAUGGAUCAAAUUUAGGCUAGAAGAAACCGACAGUCAAGAGCUGAAGUGCAUAGACGAGAGAGGAGUGCCAACGGCCUUUGCCACACUCACUCCACCGGACUGUGUGCUUCCCAAAGUAGAGGUCGUCCCAACCACCGUGACGGAGAUGCAGGGGAGUAAUGUCAAAGCUGUGUGCAGCGCCUCAGGCACCCCUCCUCCUGAGAUCCUGUGGAACCUUGAUUGGCUCUCAACCCACCACGAGAUUGAUCCUUCAGAUAUGGAGAGCAGCCUCACCUUGUCAGACCUGUCUCCUGAUGAUAAUGGCAAGGUGAUCAUAUGCAGCGCUGAGAACAUGGUCGGUCAGACCGAGGCCACACUUACGCUCAAUAUUCUCUUUGCCCCCACCAUCCAGCAGCUGCUGGGGCCAGAACGGGACCACCACUGGUGCAUCCCCUUCAGCGUGACGGGGAACCCCAAGCCCGAGCUGCAGUGGUACCAUGAGAACGUGGCUCUCCUGGAGCAGGACUUCAUCCGCACAAUGAUCCACCUGUUCACCGAGAGCGAGUACCACGGCUGCCUGCAGCUGGUCAACCCCACGCACAUUCACAACGGCGUGUACAGGCUGGUGGCAAAGAAUAAGUACGGCCAGGACGAGAAGAAGGUGUCUGCCCAGUUCAUCGACCCGCCUGACAUCGACCAUACAGCUGAGGACCCCAUCUACUACGACACCACUUCAGAAUCUCCGGUCCCUCCGCUGGACGACAGUGUUGCAGUGUAUGUAGUUGUGGGAAUCGCAGGAGUUGCCUUGACUGGCUGCAUUCUGAUGGUGAUCAUUUUGAAAUAUGGAAGAAACUCCAAGUUUGGUCUUAAAGGCUCCUCCUCAGUCAUCAGUAAUGACGAUGACUCCGCCAGCCCUCUUCAUCACGUCUCCAAUGGCAACAACACCCCGUCGUCCUCGGAGAUGGGUCCAGACGCAGUGAUCAUUGGGAUGACAAAGAUUCCUGUCAUUGAGAACCCACAGUACUUCCGUAACUCCGGCAGCAUGCUGAAAUCUGACACGUUUGUCCAGCACAUUAAAAGACACAACAUUGUGCUGAAGCGGGAGCUGGGAGAGGGAGCCUUUGGGAAGGUGUUUCUCGCCGAGUGCUACAACCUGACACCAGACCAGGAGAAGCUCCAUGUGGCAGUCAAGACUCUGAAAGAGGCCAACGAGAGCGGCCGAGCGGACUUCUACAGAGAGGCCGAGCUCCUCACCAACCUGCAACAUGAACACAUCGUCACUUUCUACGGGGUGUGUGUGGAGAGUGACCCGCUCAUCAUGGUGUUUGAAUACAUGAAACAUGGUGACCUAAACAAGUUCCUCAGGUCCCAUGGUCCUGAUGCAGUGCUAAUGGCAGACGGUCAACACAGUAUCCUGGUGGAGCUCACCCAGUCCCAGAUGCUGCACAUUGCCCAACAGAUUGCUGCUGGCAUGGUCUACCUGGCCUCCCAACACUUUGUCCACAGAGACUUAGCAACCAGGAACUGCCUGGUUGGAGAAAACCUGCUGGUCAAGAUAGGAGACUUUGGCAUGUCCAGAGACGUUUACAGCACGGACUACUACAGAGUGGGCGGUCAUACGAUGCUGCCGAUCCGCUGGAUGCCCCCAGAGAGCAUCAUGUACCGGCGGUUCACCACGGAGAGUGAUGUGUGGAGCCUCGGUGUGGUGCUGUGGGAGAUCUUCACCUAUGGCAAGCAGCCCUGGUACCAGCUCUCCAACAAUGAGGUGAUCGAGUGCAUCACUCAGGGCCGCGUGCUGCAGCGGCCCCGGUCCUGUCCUAAAGAGGUGUACGACCUGAUGCUGGGCUGCUGGCAGAGGGAGCCCUACAUGAGGCUGAACAUCAAGGAGAUCCACAGCAUGCUCCAGAGCCUCGCCAAGGCCUCUCCUGUGUAUCUGGACAUACUGGGCUGAUGCACCCGUGUUCUUGUAUGUACUUUUGCGUGCAUGUGUAUGAGCUGGGGCUUCAUAUGGGCACGACAGGUUGUGUGUUUGUUUCCACUUGAUGAGACGGAGAGGAGAGGAGGAAAUGAAGGUUGUGCGACUGUGUGUGUGUGUGUGUGUGUGUGUCUGUCUGUGUACAGUACCUGGCUGUAAAUGUUUCUGUAAAUGCUAUCCAUUUGUGUCCUCAUUACAUCAAGAAAAGCCUUAAAUUUGGAGUGAUUUUGUUUUCGCUUUUCUUUUCUUAUCCAUUUGCAGACGUAACUGAGGCAUGUUUCACAAAUGGAAACCAAAAUGCAUACAGGAUUAUGUAAUUUUAUCCAAACCAUCAACCCUCCCAUAUGUGAAAGGUAUAAAAAAUAAAUGAAACCCGAUAAUUAGAAUCAUUGAUUACUGGGUUACUCUAUCCACAUUCAUCGCAUUAAAUAAUCUCCUGUGUUUCAUAUUUGCUGGGAAUGAAAGGGAAAAUAAUGUGUCUCCAUAAUGGACAGUGUAUGGGCACAACUUUGUAGAUAGAGCUUUCUCUUCUUUCAACAAACAAAGAGCAUAUUCUGCAGGAAGAUAAAAAAAAAAAUACUCAAGUUACAGCUGAAGCUUUUUCUUUUAUAUGUCACAGACUAUUUUAAUAUUUGUAGAAUUUAUAAAUGUUGACUCUGUUUUCAUACCAAGCUGUUGAUUUCAAUCUGUGGUUUUUUGAGUCAUCUACAGAAACUUUUGCUUGUUUGUAUUUUAAACAUAUGUGUAUAAUAUUAUACGCGUAUGUUUAAAAACAGUGAAACCCAUAUAGAUUCUCAUAGAUGCCUGUUGUCUGUUAUAUAUAACCUACUCAAGUCCACUGAAGGACUUCCCAAUGUAAAAAUCAGUGUUGAGGUUGUAAAACACAAGGGCAUACAGCAUUUUACAGCACUUUUGUUUUAAUAAUGCCAUCAUAAUUUGUCAUAUUUUAUGUAAAUAUCUUCACGCAAGAUCAUCUAUAGUUACAGUGGUGUUUUAAACGUUGUUGGAGUGCUCUACUCAUUUCACAACCUUUUCAUUUGAUGUAUCUAAAGCACAGAGAAUGAGGACUCGGCAGUGUUGAGCUCAAAAAAAGAUGAGCACAGUUUUGUUUUGUUUUUUUCAUUCACCAGCAAUGCCAUUUAGCAAAUCUUUGUUGUUCGGUGGCCCAUAUCUGUAAGUGAUGUGGUUUUGUAUGCAUCUUCAGAGACAGUUAAUUUAUUUCUUUUCAAAUGUUGUGGCUGUUGAUGAGAUUGUGUUUAUGGUUUAAUAAGAGAAGAUCAAAUUCAUCUUUUGAGUAAUUUCCAAGACGGAUUGAUGGGGCAUUUUGAUGCAGUUUACUGUGCACUGAUGUAGGUUCAAUAUAAUGAGGAUUAAUUUGUUUUCAGCACUUUGGUCUUUGUAUGUAUUGAAGUUGCUACUUGUUUAUUUGUCAUUUAUUUACAUUACAAGAGUGUACUUUGAAGAUGUAAUCUUUAAUUCUACAUAGAAGGCUAAGAGGCCACAGCAAAAGGAUUAAUUGAGUGUCUGAUUGCCCUUUAAGUGUCCCAGGGGUGCUUUCAUCUCUCUGAGCGGCCCCAGUCAGCCGGGUGGUGAAUGAUACAGCUCCCUCACUUCGGGCAUCACUAAAGCACAUUUGUAUAGCCUGCUUGGAAAAUGGUUUUGAAAUGCAUUCUUGUAGUUCAUUUUCCAAAUGAUCUUCAAUUGUUCUGUUUUGAAAUUUAAAAAAAAGGUUAAAAUAUUAAAGCAAGUGUGGUGUUCCAAGUGUCUAGUACAAACUUCUGUAUUAAUCUUUGCAAAAACAGCAGAAAUCACUCCUUCAUUCUAACCGUCAUGUAUUUCCAUAUGGAGGCAUAAAGCAGUAAGGCUCUUUGCUGAGACAGUAAGUCAUGUUAAGUGCACUUUGUAGCAUUACUUAACCCCCAAAUGCACAACCUGAGCGGCUGACCACUCUCCGCCUCGACCUCAACUGCACUUAAUAACAACAACAAAACAUUUCACCCUUGCUGUGCCGGCCAUGAAUGACGCAAGUCCUAACUCUGAUACAUUGUCCUUGAUGAAAAUGAUUCAGUGUCCCUCUAUGUUUUUAUUACAGCGUUUGUCAGUUCUGUAUAAUAGUCAUGUGUCUGCUGUACAUUAAUUGCUGUCCAUUCUGUACAGUUCUGAUAUUUGUCUAUAUCAAUAGUAGGCUAUGUUUAAUAGUAUAAUCUGUUUUGAGAAGGUACCAUGUCAAAAACUGUGUGACAUCUAUUGAAGACAACGUGUUAUGGGCCACUGGCAAUACAUACUAUAUGUAAAUAUGGUUUUAUUUGUGCUAAAUUGUAUAAUUUUUUGUGCUUGUUCAUAAUACCAGUGAGAAUACAAUCCUUUUUUGGCAACUUUUGAUCUGCAGAGGACUUUAUUUGAACAAUGUGUUUUUUUCUCUGAGGAAAAGAAGAAAAGAAAAAUGAUCUCCUCUUUCCUCUCCACUGUGAUGGGGAGCUUACACAGAGGCUGUUUGAGAUGCUGUCUGUCUGUAGGAGGACCAUAGACUCUGGAUCUGAUUAAACGUCAGGAUCUCUAGCAGACAGGCGUCCCAGCAGAUGUGUGGCCGAUGGCGAGGAGGUCAAAGGUUGCCUCCUGGCCAACCCCACCACUCAACCUCUUACUGACUGUAGCCUAUUUUGAUCCUCUUUCAGAUGAAUAACUGUGACUUUGCAUCAUGAAUAGUAUAUUAUUUUGAAUGUAAUCUAGAAGGGUCGGGACCUUUUUUGAAUGUAAUCUAUCUUGAGGGUGGGGUGGGGUGGGGGGGAGCGUUGAUUAUUUUUUUGUAAAUAUAUGGUAAAUGAAAAAAAGACUACAGUUUUCAUUCCUGUGCAGAUAACAAAUUUUACUUACUGUGUGAAUACAAAGAGAGAGUGUAUGUUGUAUGUGUUUGUGACUAAUGUCUCGAGAUGGUGUGUGUGUGUGUGUGUGUGUGUGUGUGUGUGUGUGUGUGUGUGUGAGUGUGUGUGUGUGUGUGUGUGUGUGUGUGUGUGUGUGUGUGUGUGUGUGUGCUCUCCUGGCAGACUGCUUUAAUCAGCCAGUUCUAUCAAUCAAUUCAAUGCUUUGUGCAUCAUGUGAGUAGCUUAUCCACAAUUAAUGGAAAUGUUCCUUGUGAUACUGUGCAUUUAAUAAAGGUGGUAUGUCUUACAAUA